Molecule: messenger RNA, 1683 nt
Organism: Pyrus x bretschneideri (Chinese white pear)
Lineage: Eukaryota; Viridiplantae; Streptophyta; Magnoliopsida; Rosales; Rosaceae
Product: adenylate isopentenyltransferase 5, chloroplastic
Exons: 2
Coding region: 417-1427 (336 amino acids)
Biological process (GO): tRNA modification; cytokinin biosynthetic process
Cellular component (GO): mitochondrion
Molecular function (GO): tRNA dimethylallyltransferase activity
Source: RefSeq, a predicted model, not a curated record
UGAAGUCACAAGAAAACCCUAUACAACCUUGGUUGCUUUAGUUUUUUCCCACCACUAUAAAUCCCCGACCUCUAAUCUCUUCUGCUUAGGCAGUGAUCAUUCAGCUUCAAAAACUUCGUUUUCUCACAAACCCGCAGUUUUUUUUCCCCAAUUUUAAUUUUUCUUUUUGAAAAAAUAGGAAGCUAAUACAAGAUACCUAGCUCUGCAUAUCAGGAGAGUUUGAAUCCUGAUCCUAGCUUACUCGGACCGAUCGAUCACCUUUCCUACCUACCACCGGGCUAACCCCUGUGGCUUGCAUCUCUCUGUGGUUCUCUCAUCUCUCUUUAAAACUCCACAUCAAGAAGUUUGUGCAGGCUAUUUUUUUAUCCAACAAUUCGCCGCGUUUAUUGUAAUUUAAAGGUUUCAAUAAUUAUAAAAUGAGAAUUCUCAUGUCUGCCUGCAAACAAGUAGUACAGCCGAUGGUGAGCUUCCAAGGCCCCGGGCUCACCAACAUAAACAUGGAUCCGUUUUUACGGCGAAAAGAUAAGGUUGUGAUCGUAAUGGGAGCCACCGGGACUGGGAAGUCCCGGCUUGCCAUAGACCUCGCAAGACAUAAUCCGCCGGCGGAGAUUAUUAACUCGGACAAAAUGCAAGUCUACAAAGGCUUGGACAUCGUCACCAACAAAGUCACUGAGGACGAGUGUAAAGGCAUACCUCACCAUUUGAUAGGCAAAGUCGAUCCCGACUCAGAUUUUACUGCCAAUGAUUUCAAGCACCAUGCGUCGUUGGCCAUCGAAUCGAUCUUGGAGCGUGACAGAUUGCCAAUCAUUGCCGGGGGUUCAAAUUCGUAUAUUGAAGCCUUGGUGGAUGAACACUCGGAGUUUCGAAUGAAGUACGAGUGUUGCUUUCUUUGGGUUGAUGUGGCCAUCCCCGUGCUCCACUCUUUCGUGUCAGAGAGAGUGGACCGGAUGGUGAAGAUGGGUUUGGUGGAAGAGGUGAGAAGAAUGUUUGACUCUACAACUGAGAAAGAAUAUACGCGCGGAAUCAGGCGAGCCAUAGGCGUGCCUGAAAUGGAUGAGUAUUUACAAGGCGAAGCAAGUGGUAAUAACGAUGAUGAAACUCAAGAGAGGCUUCUUCAAGCAGCAAUUUCUAAAAUCAAAGAAAAUACUUGCAUUUUGGCGUAUCGCCAAUUGCAAAAGAUUCGCCGGCUGCAAGCUCGGCGGGAUUGGAACAUGCACCGCCUUGAUGCCACGGAGGCAUUCUUAAAGCACCACGCGGAAACGAAUCAAGCGUGGGAAAAACUCGUGGCAAGACCUGCCACGCGGAUAGUGCGUCAGUUCCUUUUGGACCCAAUUCCCUCCCUUCUUCCGACAGAGAACAUCACCGCCACUACCACGGCUGCGGUUCUUUCCACGUCUAUGCCGACAGUGGCCACUGCAACACGAUAGCUAGAGGAAGUAGGUCUGGCCGUCUCUGCGGUUAAAUAAAAAAUAAAAAAUAUAAGAAGAAAAACAUAGUUACUGUGGGAAUGUAAACACUGCUGUCACUGUCAGGUGGUUAAGUUAAAAGUACAUCUACAUCUUGGGUGGCCGUACAGUUGGAAGCAUUUUAGAAAUCCGUGCUGGCUGCUUCGAAGGAUGAUGAUUCUUUCACUUCCUAAUCUUUCUUCUAUUUUCUUUUUUCUACUUAAACGGUUAUAAUUAA